Messenger RNA from Erigeron canadensis, 1404 nucleotides. RefSeq names its product MDIS1-interacting receptor like kinase 2-like. NCBI's taxonomy places the organism in Eukaryota, Viridiplantae, Streptophyta, Magnoliopsida, Asterales, Asteraceae. Gene Ontology annotation, cellular component: plasma membrane. Gene Ontology annotation, biological process: hormone-mediated signaling pathway; protein phosphorylation. The transcript is spliced from 4 exons. The record is from RefSeq and is a predicted model, not a curated record. Gene Ontology annotation, molecular function: protein binding; protein kinase activity; ATP binding. The coding region runs from base 1 to 1404 and encodes 467 amino acids.
AUGGUCAAUCUCAUAGUCCUUGACUUGAGCACAAAUCACUUGAAUGCAUCUAUCCCACAAGAACUAAGUAACUUGCAACAUCUAGAAAGCUUGAACCUGGGCGACAACUUUCUUCAUGGCCCAAUCCCUAUAAAUUUUCGUAAUCUUAGCAAACUGACAUUUUUAAACCUCGGCAUGAACCGAAUCAGUGGCCCCAUCCCUAUAGAAUUAGUAAAUUUGGCCAACUUACAUUCUCUCGACCUUAAUCAUAACAAUCUUGAGGGUCCUCUUCCUCAAGAAUCUGAAAAGCUGUCAAAACUUUCAUAUCUCGCUCUGUCAUUCAACAAUCUUUCAGGAAACGUCAUGAAGUUUCAAGAUCCAUGUAAUCUGAGACAUUUAGACCUAUCUAAUAAUCUUUUGACUGGAGGCAUCACAACACCACGUGUUUGCAAUUUUUUAGAGUAUCUGGACCUUAGUAGUAAUAAUUUAGUAGGAAAGGUACCAUUUUUAGAAUUAAAAUAUUCUUACACACACAUUAAUCUUUCUAACAAUCAUCUCACUGGGAUCAUUCCUCAUAAUCUACAAUACCCACCGUAUGGAGUUGUUGACUUAUCAAACAACGACUUCACUAGAAGAUCUUCCCACUAUUUGGAUAUUUUUCUUCCUCUCUUCUUUGGAGUUAGCUUCUUAAUACUUUGUUAUGUUCUUUACCGUCGUAUAAAGACCCCAACAAGUAAAACUCAUAUUGAAUUGAUAAAACAUGGAGAUGUGUGCACGAUAUUGAACUACGAUGGAACAAUUGCAUAUGAAGACUUCAUCAUGGCUACGAAGGACUUUGACCUCAAAUACUGCAUUGGAACCGGUGGAUAUGGCAGUGUUUAUGAAGCCAAACUGCCCAGUGGUAGGGUAUUUGCUUUAAAAAAACUCCAUCGGUUUGAAGCAGAGCAACAAGCAUUUGACCAGAGUUUUAAGAAUGAGGUCCAAGUGCUGACAAACCUAAGGCACAAAAACAUUGUCAAACUGUAUGGUUUUUGUUUGCAUAACAAAUGCAACUUCCUUGUUUAUGAAUAUAUGGAAAAGGGUAGCCUAUUUUGCGCUCUGAGUAAUAAUUCCCACGCAUUGCAAUUGGAUUGGAUCAAGAGGGUGAACAUUGUCAAACAGGUAACUCAUGCCUUGAACUCUAAGAUGGAAGGAUUUGUUGUCGAUUUUGGAGCAGCACGAUUCCUUGACUGUGAUUCGUCCAACCAAACGGUUGUAGCAGGAACCUUGGGAUACAUUGCUCUAGAACUUGCAUAUAGCAUGAUUUUGACAGAGAAAUGUGACGUGUAUAGCUUUGGAGUGGUGGCACUUGAAGCAAUUUGCGGAAAGCAUCCAGGGGACCUCCUGUCGUCUUUAAACCGUUCUACGGGGCAAGAUAUUUUAUAA